Molecule: messenger RNA, 1837 nt
Organism: Saprolegnia diclina VS20
Lineage: Eukaryota; Oomycota; Saprolegniomycetes; Saprolegniales; Saprolegniaceae
Exons: 2
Coding region: 7-1767 (586 amino acids)
Biological process (GO): transmembrane transport
Molecular function (GO): transmembrane transporter activity
Source: RefSeq, a predicted model, not a curated record
UUGGCCAUGUACUGGCGCAUCACCGUGCCGGCCAAGACGAUGGCCGAAGCCAAGGCCGAGCCGUGGCUCGUCGCGCUUCCGGGCCUCUUUGUAUGGCGCGGCGUCUGCUUCCGUCGAUGGCACGCGCUCGCCGCGACCUUUUUCACGCAGGCGUGCUGCGGCUCCAUCUAUGCCUACCCGGCGCUCCUCAACACUCUCAAUCUGCAUUUUGGCCAGACCGAUGGCGCCGCCAUGACGCGCAUCAUGCUCGUGGCCAUGGCCUGCUUGGGCGUCGCCGGCGCACUCAGCGGGCCUGCGCUCGAGCGUCGCGCGCCGCGGGUUGGUAUGUUUGCCGGCACGCUCUGCACCUGCCUCGGGCUGCUCCUCGCCCACAUUGCGGUUCUCGUCACCUCUGAGGCACUCUUGAUCCUCGGCUACGGUGUGCUCGUCGGCGCCGGCGUCGGGCUGCUCGUCCUCUCGUCUAUUGCGACCACGCAAAAGUGGUAUCCCGACUACCGCGCCACGUGCAUGGGCGUCGGCGUCCUCGGCUUUGGCGCGGGUCUCACGCUCUGGAACCGACUCUACGUGAGCCUCCUCCAUCUCGCAACGACGACGGACGUUGUCACGAGUAGCGCCCAGCUGACGCAUGUCUUCUCGACGGCCGUCGCCAUCAUCGGCCCCGUCUUGCUACUGAGCAGCAUCGUUCUGCGGUCGCCGCCCCCGAACUUUGUCGUCAACGGCGUCGACAUGCACUGCGUGGCAGCUGACACAUCGGCGAACGCGACGCAGCACCUCUUCGUCCAGGACGAGUUCUUCAAGGUCGGCAUGACGCUGGUCAACUUUGACGCGAUCCGCGCCUCCAACGACGCGUUCGUCGGCACGGACGGGCACUACUACCAGCAGGUCAAAGCCCUCUCGCUCGCGCAGUGCAUCUUCUCGACCGACUUUGCGCUGCUCUACCUCGCGUUCGCCGCGACCGUCGCGCCCUCCAUCCUCUUUGUGUCGCAGCUCGUGCACAUGACGGCCUACCACUUUACGCACAACGACAAUGUGUCUGCGAUGGCUUUCGCCCGCGUCCCGGUGCUUCUCAGCCUCCUCGGCCGCCUCGUCGCGCCACUCCUCUCGGACGGCGUCGUGCGCGUCUUCUACGCCAACCCGGCGUUCGCGCGCAAAGUUGUGCUCUUGGUGCUCCUCGGCGUCGAGUGCGCCAUGCUGCCGCUCAUCGCGUUCGCGAUUACGAACGACGACUAUGCGACAUUUCAGAUUGCUGUCUCCGUCAUGACCUUUGCGACCGGCGGCGGCUUUGCCAUCGUGCCGUGCCUCCUCAGCGAUCUAUACGGCGUCUACAACAUGGGCACAAUGUACGGACUCCUCUUGACGAGCUGGUGCGGUGGCGUCAUCGCGGUCGGCCUCGUCCUCACCGAGACCGACGUGGCCGACGCCUCGGCGCUCGCCGGCCUUCUUCACGCGCUCUGCUACGUGCUGGUGGUGGCCUGGGCGCUGCUCUGGCUCGUGCGCACCAACUCGACCGACCGGUUCUUCCCAGGGUACCAGAUCACGGCCUGCAGCCGCGUCCUUGUCCAGAUCCCGUUCCGCCGCAACACGUCCGACACCCUGCGCGACGACGUCUCGUCCGGCGGCAGCAUCGACAGUAUCAUCGUCCCACAACAAGCGUCCAGCGGCAAAAGCCCGACGCGCAGUUCGUUCUUCCUCUGGGACGAGCACGCCGUCGUGCACGUUGGCUCGGGCGAGGCCAGUAGCAUUACCGAAGAGGGCGCCGAGCACUAGACCUGUCAACAUCUAUUUACCAGCCUUUCAUGUCGAGAGUACUAGUAUAUAUGUUCUUAUCGAUCACCGG